Molecule: messenger RNA, 837 nt
Organism: Syzygium oleosum
Lineage: Eukaryota; Viridiplantae; Streptophyta; Magnoliopsida; Myrtales; Myrtaceae
Product: protein GAST1
Exons: 4
Coding region: 171-515 (114 amino acids)
Source: RefSeq, a predicted model, not a curated record
AUCAUCUUCGAUUCAUGCAAAAAGGACACACUUCACAUUCUGAAUAAGGACAGUAUCUCCCAAGCUGUUCCUAUAAAAAAAAAGCUCUAACACUCUCAAAUCCCAACCAGGUCAUUCCACAAUCACAAAGACCUCUCUCUCUCUCUCUCUCUCUCACAACCAGGAAGAACAUGGCAAGGAAGCUUGGCAUUGCUAUGCUGUCCCUCUUCGUGAUGCUCCUUCUAGUACCAGAAAACCAUGCGACGAUUACGGAGGCUCCGUCGCCACAACCCGAGGCCACUCCGGGCCAUCUGCCCCCGUAUGGUGCCAGGGAAGGCAGUCUUAAGCCCCAAGAGUGCGGACCGAGGUGCACGAAGAGAUGCUCGAAGACGGCGUACAAGAAGCCAUGCAUGUUCUUUUGCCAAAAGUGCUGCGCCCAAUGCCUGUGUGUGCCUCCAGGUACCUACGGAAACAAGCAACUCUGCCCUUGCUACAACAACUGGAAGACCAAGCGCGGUGGCCCCAAAUGCCCCUGAUCUUCUCUUCCUUUUCCCCUUUCAAUCUCUCUACGACAAUCGUACGAGCCCAUUUGACGCCGCAGCAAUUGCACUGUAACCGUGUCCCGAAGUGUUGUAGGUUCUAUACUGUUUGGAACAGUUCUCUUGGAAGCUGCUGCUAAAACUAUUGUGGAGGAGCUGUAUGCUGUAUAACCUCUGCUUUUAUGUCACUCUCCCGGUUGAUUCUACGUAAUUCAUUUUAACUACUUUUAAUAUAUCAGAGUGGUCAUUCAACCAUCCUUGAUGUACCAAGAUGCGGAGAAAGCUCGGAAAUGAAUUAAUUACCGGCCUAUUAUAAGUA